Chaetomium fimeti is the source of this 1435-nucleotide messenger RNA. Its product is annotated as soluble quino protein glucose/sorbosone dehydrogenase. The record is from RefSeq and is a predicted model, not a curated record. NCBI's taxonomy places the organism in Eukaryota, Fungi, Ascomycota, Sordariomycetes, Sordariales, Chaetomiaceae. The coding region runs from base 65 to 1378 and encodes 437 amino acids. The transcript has 4 exons.
GUAGCAACUACAUACAUCCCAUUGGCAAGACUAGUGUCCCGGGGGCAAGGGCUGAACAGCAACAAUGCGUCUAUUCGACACCGCCGCCACCGUAGCGGCUCUUUUUUCUGCAGGGACCAAUGCUCAGGCCCCGCAGCUUCCGCUACCACAGUCCUGCAGCGGCGUCAGCAACUUCCGGUACCAAUACACGGCAGCGGAGGGAUGGUCAGCCAUGAAGAUUGCCGGCGGGCUGAAGCAGGUCCGGACCAUCGUCUGGGACCUAGCGGGUAAUAUGCUAGUAGCAGAGGCGACCAAGGGCAUCUCCGUGCACACCUUUGGCGCCGACGGCUGCAUCAACAGCACCAACAUGCUCAUCUCGGCCGGCCAACUCAACCACGGACUCGCCCUGUCGCCCGACGGCAAGAAGAUGUACGCUAGCGGUGAGACGGCGGCCUACAGCUGGGACUAUGACUCAGCCACCCGGGCCCUCAGCAACAUCAAAACGGUCGUCAAGGGUAUCUCCUCGGGCAUCCACUUUACGCGGACGGUUGCCGUCGUGCCCCAGCAACCCAACCUAAUCCUUGUGCAAGUCGGCAGCAACUCCAACUUCGACAUGGCGUCGGCCCAAAAGGAGACGGGGCGAGCCAUCAUCAAGAUUUUCGACACGGACAAGGCGCCUGCCGACGGUUUCAACUACAACACGGACGGCGAGGUAUACGGCUACGGCCUGCGCAACACCAUCGGCUUCACGGCCGACCCUAACGGCGUAUUCUGGGGCGUCGAGAACAGCGGCGAUGACUUUAAGCGCAACGAGAACGGGCAGAACCGGGACAUCCACCAGAACAACCCGGCCGAGGAGCUCAACAACCUGGGCGACCCCCUGACGGCGCGCGACGUCUGGUACGGCUACCCGACGUGCUUCGCCGUUUGGGACCCAUCGAGCUUCAGCGGCCUCAAGACGGGCAGCAACUUUGUUGUGGCGCCAAACAGCACGUUCAACGACGCCUCGUGCGACGGCCAGGCGACCCCUCCCCGCCUCUCGUUCCAGGCUCACUCGGCCCCGAUCUGGAACACGUUCGACACCGACGCCAAGAACAUGUACGUCGCGUUCCACGGCUCGUGGAACCGGCAGCCUCCAACGGGAUUCAAGGUCGUUCAGAUCCCCUUCCAGCAGCUAGAAGACGGCAGCUACGACCCCGUGGCCGCGGCGGACAGCCAGACGGGCUACACGGACAUCUUCAGCACCCCCAACCCGGGGAGCUGCACGGCCAACGGCCUGACCAUGAGCAACUGCUUCCGCCUGACGGCCGCCGCGUGGGAUCCGGCCGGAAGGGGGCUGUUCGUUGGCAGCGACAACAGCGCCGAGGGCGAGAUCUUCAUCCUCACGCCGCCAGCCUAAGGGCGUGUUGGAGAAAGGGGAUAUUCACAUGGUUGGUAUACACGCACAUGGCAGGUU